This is a messenger RNA of Humulus lupulus (European hop), 1678 nucleotides long. RefSeq lists its product as uncharacterized. Bases 655 to 1392 code for a protein of 245 amino acids. Lineage: Eukaryota; Viridiplantae; Streptophyta; Magnoliopsida; Rosales; Cannabaceae. Gene Ontology annotation, molecular function: transcription coregulator activity; protein binding. The record is from RefSeq and is a predicted model, not a curated record. Gene Ontology annotation, biological process: regulation of DNA-templated transcription. Gene Ontology annotation, cellular component: histone deacetylase complex. The transcript is spliced from 8 exons.
AGUUGGUAAGCAUUUAGUGUGCUUUUUCUUCAAACUUUCUUUCUCUCUCAUUCUCAUUUUCAUUCUCACUUUCUCUCUCCCUCACUCUCUCUUUCCAUUUUCAUUAUCUCUGAUUGAAGCUCUGUUUCUGGCUCACAUGCAUUCAUACAAGGUAAUGGAAUAGCAUAUGAAUAAUGAUGUCAUCUCAAAUAAGAAGCAUAUCUUAGUGAUUGGUGUGAGUGAGGUUCAUUUAUUGGGAUCAAUCGGAGCCCGUGAACCUGUUAUUGGAUACCUUCGUCUAAUCUCUUUCGCAUUCAACACUUCACCAAAAAAUUCGUGUCAGACUCAAACCCCUCUCUUCUUAUUUAUGAGGAACAAAACCAGAUAUGGCUUUUGGAGCAUGGAGAGGGUUUCUUCUAAGAAAUGAAUCAAUGGCCAAAUGGAUUGGGAAAUCUUUCUAAUCAAUAGAACAAAACCCUCACACACAUUGAUUGUGCAAAUGGGUUUUUGUUUUUAAUUGCUUUUUUUGCCCAAUCUGCAAGUUUUGUUGUUGGGUUGGAAUUUUUUUGCUUCUUCUCCAAGUUGGUUUUGGUGUUUUGGGUUGUCUCUUUAAUCAAAAUUGUGAAAGAUUUGAUUGAUUAAUUUCAAUUUUCUUUUUCUUCAAAAAAGAAGAAAAUGUUGGAGGCUGAGUUAUGCUCUUCUCAUAGAAUUUUAUCUCCAUUGAGAGAAGAAAGUGGAGAUGAAGAACUCUCUGUUCUACCAAGGCACACCAAAGUUAUUGUGACAGGAAAUAAUAGAACCAAGUCUGUUUUGGUGGGUCUUCAAGGUGUGGUGAAAAAGGCUGUUGGUUUAGGAGGAUGGCAUUGGCUGGUUCUGAAAAAUGGGGAUGAAGUUAAGCUUCAAAGGAAUGCACUGAGUGUGUUAGAACAUCCGACUGGGAAUGAAGAGGGCGACGAUCACGAUUACGACAACUCUAGCACUAGUUCUGAGAUUAAUGACAAGGACAAUGAUUUCAGUAGCAGUAAUGAGUUUCACAAACAAUUUAAGCCAAGAGUUAGGCAUGCGAAGUCGUCGGCUCUGUCAACUUCGGCAAAAUCAAUACACCGCGGUUUAUACAAAGAAGUCCAGUCUAUCCACAAAUCUAGAUCGUUCAAAUCCUCUUAUUAUAAACAGAGCCUAAACAUGGCAAGAGUAGAAACAGACUCUUUGAGGAGAUAUUGCAGAUACUUCAAUCUUGCAAGUAACCAUUCGAAUCCAUCAAGGGAGCAGAUGAUCAAUGCUGUUCAGCGCCAUUUCAAUUCACAGCAGAAGCCAUUGGAUGAUGUUCCAGUGAUCACUGAGUUUGUCCAAGCAGCAGCCAAGAGAAGAAAAGAAGCCAUGUUUGCUGAGAAGUACAGGAACCAAGAGUUUUAAAAGUGUUUGACUAUCCCUCUCACAAUGUAUUAUAUUAUUAUUAUUUUAGUUUUUAGUUUUAGGGGUUUUAUAUAUAUAUAUAUAUAUAAAUAGUAUAACAAAAAAGAUUACAUAUCCAACUCUAACCAUUAGAUAAAUCCAGCUGUUGUAGACUGAUUUGGGAUGAGUUUGAGAUCUACUUGAUCAUCUUGACUCUCUCUUUCUCUCUCUCUCCCUUGGUUCUAAGUUCUAACCUUGUGGUAAUAUAUUAGUUUAUAUAUAUAAUAGGAUGGUUAAUUUAUUAUUA